Molecule: messenger RNA, 3020 nt
Organism: Habropoda laboriosa
Lineage: Eukaryota; Metazoa; Arthropoda; Insecta; Hymenoptera; Apidae
Product: protein abrupt
Exons: 8
Coding region: 1149-3020 (623 amino acids)
Biological process (GO): regulation of transcription by RNA polymerase II
Cellular component (GO): nucleus
Molecular function (GO): protein binding
Source: RefSeq, a predicted model, not a curated record
UCGUUGUGUACUUUUGCGUCGUCGUCGAUCGUGCGGCAAACGUUCGUCUACGGUGUCUUCUCAGGAGAGACACGGAAGAGGAGAGUUUAAGGUGGCUAAAUAAGAGGCGAAGGAGAGGGUAUAGAGGAGAGAAGAAGUGAGGAAAAUAGAGAAGGAUCGCGGUGGAGUAGCGGUCGUAGGUGGCAUGAUAAGCAAGGACACAGGUGCUACAAGGGAAUCAGGUGACCUGGUGGACAAUAGUGAAGCGUUUAGUGUCCAAAGGACGAGGAAGUAUCGACAGACUCGUCGUCGCGUUUCACGACAACGAAUGUCGGAAUGACGCGUCGAUCAAGUCGCGGCUGGGCAGCAGAGGGUGCAAGGAUUUCGUUAGACGGGAAAAAGUGAUACAGGUCGUGGUUGGUGCCGGAGCAGGCGGAGAGAAAGUUGGCGAAGGGAGAGGCGCCAGGAAGAAGCGUUUGGGGAUCGCCGAAAUUAUCGCAGAGAAGAGGCGAUCGUGGGCUCAUUGUCUCGUCACUCUCCAGCAGCAGCGACGGAUAACGUCCUCUCGUCGCUAUCACGAUGUCGUUAUUAUGAGAUCCACUGUGCUGGCAGACUUGACGUUCCCUUACACCUGACGACAUUCUACAAGAUUAAUUCUACCGUUCUCCAUCGAUCUUGGACCAUUCGAUAAAACGACAGAAGAAUAGCCAAAAAGAAAAAGAAGUAGUGGACCAAGAAACCUCAGAAAACUUCAAUAACAAGGAAAAAGACACGAGAGGCUACCAAAGAACUUAAAAUUCGUGUGGAGAACCAGGUCAAGGUUAACUGACCCUCCCCAAAAAAGACGCAGAAGAGGUAGUGAUCUCUUGUGUGUUCAAUCUCUUAGAAACAAAUCUCUGAAUCACACACGCAAUUCCUCGUGACGACAAAAAACAAGAGGAAUAAGAAAAAAAGAAAGAAAAAGGAAGAAAGAAGAAAACAGACAGUGCGACCUGUCUGUGCGAGUGUGCGUGGGAAGAGCCAGGGAGAGUCGAUAAAAGAAUAGAAGAGGGGUGCUGCGUGGUGAAACGCGACGAGAGGGUGAAGUGAAGGUGUCCUCGUGGGGUGCCAGAGUGAGCACGAUAGCACCUCUGGUGCCCUCGGCCGUGGGUCCCGAGGGGACGGACGCCAUGGCGGCCUCUUCGUCCUCGUCGAGCGGCGAGCAACAGUAUUCACUCAGGUGGAACGACUUCCACUCGAGCAUCCUCAGCUCAUUUCGUCAUCUGAGGGACGAGGAGGAUUUCGUGGACGUGACCCUGGCAUGCGACAGUAGCAGCUUCACGGCGCACAAGGUCGUCCUCUCUGCGUGUAGUCCUUACUUCCGGAGGCUCCUCAAGGCUAACCCAUGCCAGCAUCCGAUAGUGAUCCUGAGGGAUGUUGCCUCGUCGGAUAUGGAGUCGUUGCUGCGUUUCAUGUACCAUGGAGAGGUUCACGUGGGUCAAGAACAGCUGGCGGCGUUCUUGAAGACAGCGCAGAUGCUGCAGGUUCGAGGAUUGGCGGAUGUGAACAGCGGUGCAGCCACCGCCAAGAUCCCACCGCCCUCGUCGUCUGGUGGCAACAACGGUAGUGCACCGGCGACACCGCGUAAUCCUUGGCAAGAUAACGGCAGAGGAGACUUGAACGAGGGUGCUUUGAGUCCACCACCGGAGAAGAGACCUAGAAGCUACAGUCCACCGUUGGGUAACCACGUCGAACAGAAGACAGACCUUCAGGAAUCGCUUUUGGGUCAGGCUCUGGAAGGAGGACCUACGAUACACACGACACCCACAAAUAAUGUACAGGCGCAAUCUACAGGCGAGGACUCGAAUUCCAUGUCAGACAACGAGGAGGAGAUGUCCAAUAACGACAGUAUUCUGAACUCCGUGAAGACAGAACCGAGUGAUAUUCUAAACGAUUCUAUAGAACACCAUCGUAACUCGUUUCCAACUGCGCUCUUGGGAAUACCAGGACUGAUACCAGGGCCAUCCGGAAUCCACGCGGCGAAUCAGGAUCCGAAUUACGUAGCCCGUCGCGGUCUGGACAUGAUGCGGGUACGCGCCACGGAUCCACGGCCCUGCCCGAAAUGCGGCAAGAUCUAUCGAUCCGCCCACACGUUGCGCACCCAUCUAGAGGACAAGCACACGAUCUGUCCAGGCUAUCGUUGCGUGUUGUGCGGCACUGUGGCCAAGUCGAGGAACUCAUUGCACUCUCACAUGUCGCGACAACAUCGCGGGAUCAGCACCAAGGAUCUACCAGUGCUACCGAUGCCUAGCCCCUUCGAUCCAGAACUGGCGUCCCGCCUCUUGGCCAAAGCAGGUGUCAAGGUGAGUCCAGCGGAAUUACGAGCUCGUGCGAGUCCAACGGGACCGAGAAGAGGCGACAUGAGACUGGAGAUCCCUCGCGGUGGUGCACCGUCCGAAGCAGGCAGCAGCGUAUGCGGCGGAGACGAUCCGGAGGACCUCACGCUACCGCUGAGCCUCAGGUAUGGAUCACCGACGCCCAACAAUAACACCGUGAUCACCAAAGUGAGCGGCAGUAACAGCAGUAGUGGUAACAAGAACUCGACGGCUACCGCGAUAGCGGCCAAGUCUUUGGACACGAUGCACGGCAGCCGUGAGCCGAACACAGCGCCGCUUCAUCCACCCGGCAAUCUUCAUCCCGGUCAUCAUAACGCCAGCGCGACAGGAUCAGCGAUUCUCGACACGUAUCUGCAAUUUAUCGCGGAGAAUUCCGGCCUGGCGACGAUGGGACUUAGCCCCGAACAGGCUGCAGCCGUGGCGGCUGCACACGCCGCCAAAAUGGCACACAUGAGCGCCAUGGACAAGUUGGGCGGUCGCGGGCUCGAAGAUUACCCAAUGAUCGGAAGGGACGAGGGUCGAGGACCUGGUGUGGUGCACGAGGAUCGUCAGGACAUGUUGCAGGACAGCAGGCAUGUCGGACUGUUGGACGAGGGGGAGUCGUCUGGUGGCGAGGAGGACGAUUUCAGCGAGAACGAGGAGCCGGAGAUCGUGAAAGCUGAAUAA